AUUGCUCAUUCAUGUUAGUGAUUUUGCAUGUUGGAGUGAAAGAGAAAGCUCCUCUUGCCUAUAUAUAUAAUGCAAAUUUCUUCUCCCAUUGCACCAAUAAGUAGCUUUGGCUUUUCUUUCAUCUUUUCUCAAACCUCUAUCUCUUUUCCUCUACAUAUUAUUUUUUAUCAUUUUUAUAAUUAUUAUUAUUAUAGCAUUGUUAAUACAAUGGCUAUAGAAUGCAUUACAAGUAAAAAUCACAUGAAUCAACCAUCAAAACAAAACCAUGAUAAAAAUGAAGAUGAAGAAUCAUCAUUAGUUUUUGAUGCAUCAUUUCUAAAACACCAACUUAACAUUCCAAAACAAUUCAUUUGGCCAGAUGAAGAAAAACCAUGCAUGAAUGUGAAAGAACUUGAUGUUCCACUUAUUGACUUGAAAAAUUUCUUAUCUGGUGACCCUUUUGCUGCAAUGGAAGCUUCUAAAAUCAUUGGUGAAGCAUGUGAAAAACAUGGUUUUUUUCUUGUUGUUAAUCAUGGUAUUGAUGCAAAGUUAAUAGAACAUGCUCAUAGUUACAUGAAUGAUUUUUUUGAGGUUCCUCUGUCUCAAAAACAGAGAGCUCAGAGAAAAACAGGGGAACAUUGUGGUUAUGCUAGUAGUUUCACUGGUAGAUUCUCUUCAAAACUUCCAUGGAAAGAGACACUUUCUUUUCAAUUUUCAGAUGAGAAAAACUCACCUAAAAUUGUUAAAGACUACUUAUGCAACACUUUAGGAGAAGAUUUUGAACAAUUUGGGGAUGUUUAUCAAAAGUAUUGUGAAGAAAUGAGCACACUUUCUUUAGGGAUAAUGGAGCUACUUGGAAUGAGUCUUGGAGUUGGAAAAGAUUGUUUUAGAGAGUUUUUUGAAGAGAAUAAAUCAAUAAUGAGGCUUAAUUAUUACCCUCCAUGUCAAAAACCUGAUCAAGCUUUAGGAACUGGACCUCAUUGUGAUCCAACAUCUUUAACUAUUCUACAUCAAGACCAAGUUGGUGGCUUACAAGUUUUUGUUGAUAAUGAGUGGCAUUCCAUUAGGCCAAAUUUCAAUGCUUUUGUUGUCAAUAUUGGUGACACUUUCAUGGCACUUUCAAAUGGGAGAUACAAGAGUUGUUUACAUAGGGCAGUGGUGAACAACAAAACAACAAGAAAAUCUCUUGCAUUCUUUUUAUGUCCAAAAGGUGAUAAGGUGGUUAGCCCACCAAGUGAAUUGGUGAAUGAUUUGACACCAAGGAUCUAUCCAGAUUUUACAUGGUCUAUGCUUCAUGAAUUUACUCAAAAACAUUAUAGAGCUGAUAUGAGAACACUUGAAGCAUUCACAAAAUGGAUUCAACAAAAAAGUGGCUGAAAUUAUUUUCAACCACAUGAAAUGAUAUAUAUAUAUAUAUAUAUAUAUAUUAUUAGUCAUUGAGAACCUUAUUAGAAAAGUGACCAAUCAUAUGUGGAAGUACAAGUGUAUAAUUCAUUCUUCAAAGGACUUAUUUGAAGCUUAUAAGAGUUAAAAGUGUAUUUCAUGUGGCACACAAGUGAUGAUAAGUAAUGAACAAAUCAGGGAAUAUAUAUAAAAUA
Molecule: messenger RNA, 1577 nt
Organism: Trifolium pratense (red clover)
Lineage: Eukaryota; Viridiplantae; Streptophyta; Magnoliopsida; Fabales; Fabaceae
Product: gibberellin 20 oxidase 1-like
Exons: 3
Coding region: 70-1356 (428 amino acids)
Biological process (GO): gibberellin biosynthetic process; response to light stimulus; flower development
Molecular function (GO): gibberellin 20-oxidase activity
Source: RefSeq, a predicted model, not a curated record